UUACCACAACCAAGGUCGACAGAAUGGCUGCCCUUAAGAUUGUCAAGAAGCACACCAAGCCCUUCAGACGCCAUCAGUCUGACCGCUUCCACCGUGUCGGUGAGUCAUGGAGAAAGCCCAGAGGUAUUGACAACUGUGUCCGUCGCCGCUUCAAGGGUGUUAUUCGCAUGCCCAAGAUUGGUUAUGGUAACAACAAGAAGACCAGAUACUGCAUGCCCAACGGUUUGAAGGCUUUCGUUGUCCGUAACGUCGCUGACGUCGAUCUUCUAUUGAUGCACAACAAGACCUACGCUGCCGAGAUUGCUUCUAACGUUUCUGCUCGCAAGCGUGUUGAGAUCGUUGAAAAGGCUCGUGCUUUGGGUGUUAAGGUUACCAACGCUGGUUCCAAGGUGCGCUCCCAAGAAUAAACUGGGGAAACUUUACGGUUUGUUGAGCUUUGUAUACAUGAUCCUCAUGUCAAAAAGGAGAAUUUAAUUAGUUUUUAUUUUCUGGAAAAUUUUGCAUUUGUGUUACCUUCGUAAAACUCAAUAGGACUAGUAGUUUGUAAAAAGCAUA
Schizosaccharomyces cryophilus OY26 is the source of this 555-nucleotide messenger RNA. RefSeq names its product 60S ribosomal protein L32. Gene Ontology annotation, molecular function: structural constituent of ribosome. Gene Ontology annotation, biological process: translation. Lineage: Eukaryota; Fungi; Ascomycota; Schizosaccharomycetes; Schizosaccharomycetales; Schizosaccharomycetaceae. The coding region runs from base 24 to 407 and encodes 127 amino acids. Gene Ontology annotation, cellular component: cytosolic large ribosomal subunit; ribosome. The transcript has a single exon. The record is from RefSeq and is a predicted model, not a curated record.